GUGUGCCUGGAAACCAAGUUACCGGAAAACUGCUUUGCCCAGCUCUCUGUGGAGAUAAUAAACAACAUCGGCUUUAAAAAAGGUCUACACGUCCAGGGCCGGUCUUACUGGGCACCAUCAAACAUUGGACCAUAUUCGCAGGCCAUAGCAGAUACAUCCACCUACAUGGCCCACAUCAGCGGCCAAAUCCCGCUAGUCCCCAAAGACAUGAGCGUGUGCAAGGAUGUUUUGACUCAAACGGUGCUCGCACUCCAACACUUUGAGCACGUCAAGGAGGCCAUCGGAAGCAAGACCGUGCUCUUCAUGUGCUGCUUUGUGACCGACGCAAGCCUCGUGGACGUCGUCAGUCACACUUACACCCUCUAUACGCAAGCAUCACGUGAUGUUGACCACGUGCCACAAUUAGUGACGGUGAUUGCGAGCGCGCUGCCCCGCGGGGUGGACGUGGAGUGGACGGGUGUGUGUGUGAACGAGGGUGUGGGCGACUACGAGCACGCAAAGAUAGCGUUCGAUACAGACAUGGAAUACUUGGCAGACAGACACUACAGGAUAUACUACAGCGGUGUCGGGCUGCCUGCUGCGUUGCCAAGUUCCUACGAGAUGGUUCCGGUGCAAGGUGUGUUUGACGUUUCCGCGGAAGAGCGGCGAUAUGCUGUGGUGGAAAUGCCAUGAGCCCUCUCUACGUAUCACGUGCCCACACAACACCGCGCACCAGAAGUCGCGGAAAAAAUUUGGCGGAGUGAGGGUGGUUGGCCUGCGCGAAGAGAUUACUCAGAGAUAUUUCUUUUCAGCCAAAGAGUUAUUUCCAAGAUGUCGACCAGAGCUCCAAAGUGGUACGAAUCGGAGGACGUUCCUGUUCCAAAGCAGACCAGAAAGUCUGCCAGACCCCAGAAGCUGAGAGCCUCACUUGUUCCGGGCACCGUUCUGAUUCUUCUUGCUGGAAGAUUCAGAGGCAAGAGGGUUGUCUACCUGAAGAACCUUGAGGACAACACCCUUCUUGUUUCCGGCCCAUUCAAGGUCAACGGUGUUCCUUUGAGAAGAGUCAACGCCAGAUACGUCAUUGCCACCUCCACCAAAGUGUCUCUUGACGGCCUUGACCUGUCCAAGUUCAACGUGAGCUACUUUGCUAGAGAGAAGUCCAGCUCCAAGAAGUCGGAGGGUGAAUUCUUUGGCGAGGGUACCAAGAAGGAGAUCAAGAGCGAGAGAAUCGAGGACCAGAAGGUUGUUGACAAGGCCCUGAUCUCCGAAAUUAAAAAGACCCCAUACCUGAAACAAUAUCUGGCUUCCACCUUUUCUCUGAAGAGCGGUGACAAGCCUCACGCCAUGAAGUUUUAGAGUCCAUCACCGCCAUCGCCCUGUCUACCAACUCCAAGUCC
This is a messenger RNA of Ogataea polymorpha, 1376 nucleotides long. RefSeq lists its product as uncharacterized. Gene Ontology annotation, molecular function: structural constituent of ribosome; RNA binding. The record is from RefSeq and is a predicted model, not a curated record. Lineage: Eukaryota; Fungi; Ascomycota; Pichiomycetes; Pichiales; Pichiaceae. Bases 811 to 1335 code for a protein of 174 amino acids. Gene Ontology annotation, biological process: cytoplasmic translation; ribosomal large subunit assembly. Gene Ontology annotation, cellular component: cytosolic large ribosomal subunit; ribosome. The transcript has a single exon.